This is a messenger RNA of Kalmanozyma brasiliensis GHG001, 798 nucleotides long. Its product is annotated as NUDIX hydrolase domain protein. Gene Ontology annotation, molecular function: ADP-ribose diphosphatase activity. NCBI's taxonomy places the organism in Eukaryota, Fungi, Basidiomycota, Ustilaginomycetes, Ustilaginales. Gene Ontology annotation, cellular component: nucleus. The record is from RefSeq and is a predicted model, not a curated record. Gene Ontology annotation, biological process: nucleoside phosphate metabolic process; ribose phosphate metabolic process. The transcript has a single exon. Bases 1 to 798 code for a protein of 265 amino acids.
AUGACGGCAAGGAGCAUCUCGACUCUUGCUCGACUGCCCACGCUUGCGACCACAGCGCUCCGUUUCUCCAGGACAGCAUCAUCAGCGCCUCCUGCACACUUCUCUACAGCACCCCUCCUGCGUCAGACCAAAACCAUCUCCGCCUCCACCAUGUCGUCACAGUCCGCCAAAGUGCUCAAGACGAUCCCACUCGAGGACUCGGAUGCCAAAUGGGUGGGCCUGCGCGCUAUCGAGUGGGUGGACCCCUCUGGCAAGCAGCGCAAGUGGGAGUCCGCCGACCGCAAGACCCGCAAGGGUGACGUAGACGCCGUUGCCAUCAUGACCAUCAUCCACCGCCCGUCGUCCGAGCCGCACAUCCUGCUCAUCUCGCAAUACCGACCGCCUGUCGGCAAGAGUUGCAUCGAGAUGCCUGCCGGGCUGAUCGACGAGGGCGAGGAAGGUGACGAAGGGACGAACAGGGCAGCGCUGCGAGAGCUCGAAGAGGAAACAGGGUAUGGGACGGACAAGGAAGGUGGCAAGGUCAAGAUCGAGGAGACAUCGCCAACGAUGUUCAAUGACCCAGGACUGACCGGUGCGAAUAUGAAGAUGGUGGUGGUCAACAUCGAGUUGAAGGACGAUGCGCCCGAGCCGGUGGCCAAGCCCGAGGAGGGAGAGUUCAUCGAGAAGUAUCUGGUGCCCGUGAAAGGCCUCUACAAGAGUCUGAAGGACUUCCAAGCGAAAGGCUAUGCUGUUGAUGCUCGACUAGCGCAUCUUGCGAUUGGGCUCGAAAUUGGUUCUGGCAAGAUGGGUCGUUUGUAG